AUGACGGAGUCAGAACUUCGAUGCAUAAAGUGCGACGAUGCGGUGACACUUGAGACUAGUCACGCCAGUGGACGGAACGUCCUAAGGCGUGUCUGCGGGGAUUGUUCCGGCACUGACCGGUGGCUCCAAAGGUGCCGCAAAACUAAGGACAAGAAGGGGGGGGGAACGGAAAAGGAACGAGAAGCAAGAGUGAACGCCGAAAAAGUGGCCGUGUCGCUCAGCAAAAUGAGCACUGAGGAGAAGUUUGCCUGGUACAGAAAACAGAAAGCGCAAAGGCUCGAAAACGGCGCAAGCCGCAAGCGUACCUUCGAAACGGCGGUAGGGGCUUUGACGGAAGAGAGGAAGAGGAUGGAAACCCAACAGGACGUGGACCGGUGGUUCCGGUUCAAGGACUGGGCGGCGAGGGAGGCGUUGCUGACAGGAGCAAAGCCCGAAGAGCUGCCCAGGUUGUGGAAGGCAGAGACCUCGAAGCCCGGCGCAAUCACGAAGGUUGUGCGAGGCGAGCUCUUGUUGAAGGAGUGGUCAGGCUGCGAAGACCGCUUGGGGUCGCAGCACGAGCUGUCCACCUCCGUGAAGCAGAGGAUGGAUCUCGCCUCAAGGGAAGACCUGGAGAGAUUCCAUGAGAUCUCUUGCGGCAGGCUCGAGCGAGGACAGAACCUCCUUUCGGCCGACCGUCUUGUGAACAGUGCAAACAACACAAGGCAGGAAAGCCAACUCCUCAAUGUCGUGGCUGACAUGGAGGAGGCGGCACAAACCCGCAGGGAGCUGGAGGCCCGUCUCUUCGAAGAAGCCGAGAUCGCCGAGGCAAGGCGAAAAGCGGCACAGGAAGAGAAGCCGAAGGUUUCCAGUGCAACACUGGAAAAGUUGCAGUACGAGCAGUCGAUGGUUCAAGCGGACACCACGAUCGAGUCGUGGUUGCGGAAGCGUCGGAAUUCCUACGCCGGCGUGGUUGCGGACAUCAAAGAAGCCGGCAUCGAAUCCGAUGCUGCCGGCAAAGCCGAGCUGCAGAUCAAGACCCAAGACUUCGAGCGGUUGGUCUCCGAGCUGAAGCGGGAGGUGAUGGAGAAGCUUCAGACACUUGGCUCAUUACAGAUCUUUUUGAAAAUCAAGGAGGAUGGGGAGGCGGAUGGCCCGACGGACCUGGACGAACUGGCUCGGCAUUGGAAUGCACUCUACAUUCGGGUGUCCAAGGCUGUGAAGGAGGUCUCGACCUGCCAACCCGCCGCCGAUCUGAAGAAGUUCUUGGGCGGCUUCCGGAGCUGGGUGAACCAGUUCAAGAAAAAGGUCGGGAACUCGAAGAAGACAAAGAAGGACAGCAGCAAGGACGAGAACAAGAAAGCGAAGGUGAGCGGCCCUCCUGCGGGAACUGGUACGAAGAUGGGCGAAGAGAUCCUCAGCAGCUAUGCCGGGGCCUUGAAUGCCGGGCAGGAGGUGUCCGAGAAUUUCAAUUUGGCCAAUGAAUGCUUCAAUGCCCUCGACUGGCUGUGCCAGGGCAAGGGGUCGCAGUGCCUGCAUAUCACCGCAGCACAGACAAAAGCCUUCGUCGAUGACAUCUGCGGGCUGACCUACUUCGCUCAGCAGAAAGAGUGGGUCUAUGAGAGCUGGAGCAAGGACAAGGCCAAGGCCCAGGUGUCCUUGGCCCUUGUGGCCAAGAGCAACAUUGCGACGAAGAUCCUCAAGGGUUGGGCCCACGUGCUGGGAAAAAAAGCAGAAGAUGAAUUGAUCUCCGUGAGCACGGACGUGGAUCCCCUCCUCGGCGAGAUCUUCAUACCCUGCUUUUGGUCCUUCGGCAAGAAGACCCACAAGAUCUUCUACUCCACCGACUACGGCCUGACGGAGUUCAAGGUGAUCUUGGAAGGGGCAUGCCUUUUCAUCGGCAGGCCUGUGCCAGAUGACGGCCUCAAGAGCUUCGGCAGCUUCUGCCAGACCGUGAGCGAAAACGAGAGCCAGAACUGGCUGGAUGAGUGCAACGAUCAUGGCUGGGCUGUUCUGCUGAAGAAAGGCGACAUGCUGGGAAUCCCAGCUGGCCACGCCUACAUUCAGGUCUGUGUGGAAGAGUCCCACGGCGUCAGGAUCCUGAAGGGCUCCCGCCGUGGUCUCAAAGCCAGCAAAGAGAUCCUGCAGGCCAGGAUCCAGCAGUGGCCGGAGUUGCAGGAGCAUCGUACCGGAAAGCUGCUGGCCUGGGCGAACUCGGUGUGA
This is a messenger RNA of Symbiodinium sp. CCMP2592, 2199 nucleotides long. The record is from the annotation of a GenBank genome assembly. NCBI's taxonomy places the organism in Eukaryota, Dinophyceae, Suessiales, Symbiodiniaceae.